AUGUACAAGUCCCUCCUUUCCAGUCUGGCCGUGGUGGCCCUACUGUCGGGCUCCGUCUCGGCCACCACGCCUCCUUCUUACUCGGGCUAUACCACGGUCUGGUAUGCCAACUUCGCCGGCGACGCCGGUUCCCUCCCGGACACGAGCAACUGGAACAUCAUCACGGGCAACCUGGGCGUCAACAAUGAGCUCGAGACGUACACGUCGUCGAACCAGAACCUGCAGCGCAGCGGCGGCCAGACGCUGCAGAUUGUGCCGCGCCGGGACGCGUCCGCCUCGGGCGGCUGGACCUCGGGCCGCAUCGAGAGCACCUACACCUUUGUGCCCAAGGCCGGCGGGCGCACCAUGGCCGAGGCCCAGAUCCAGUUUGGCUCCAACCCCGUGGCCAACAAGCAAGGCCUCUGGCCGGCCUUUUGGAUCCUCGGCGACUCGAUCCGCCACGGCACCGCCUGGCCCGCCUGCGGCGAGCUCGACAUCAUGGAGACGGUCAAUGGCUACCUGACGGGCUACGGCACCACCCACUGCAACGUCUACCCGGGCGGCAUCUGCAACGAGCCCAAUGGCAUCCAGGGCUCCAUUUCCAUUCCCGACCAGGGCUGGCACACUUGGCGCAUUGUCUGGGAUAACACGGCUUCCAGCUGGACGGGCCAGACUAUUACCUGGUACCGCGACGGUGUUGCCUUUAAUGAGAUUUCUGGCUCUCAGAUUGGCGAUCAGACUACUUGGAAUUCCCUUGCCCACAGAUCGCUGUACUUUAUCUUGAAUAUGGCUGUUGGUGGCUCCUGGCCUGGCAACCCCAACUCGGCGACCCUUGACGGCUAUGGCAGCAUGAUGGAAGUUGCUUAUGUCGCUCAUUAUGCUUCGACCUGA
Pestalotiopsis fici W106-1 is the source of this 870-nucleotide messenger RNA. RefSeq lists its product as uncharacterized. The coding region runs from base 1 to 870 and encodes 289 amino acids. Gene Ontology annotation, biological process: carbohydrate metabolic process. Gene Ontology annotation, molecular function: hydrolase activity, hydrolyzing O-glycosyl compounds. The record is from RefSeq and is a predicted model, not a curated record. The transcript is spliced from 3 exons. NCBI's taxonomy places the organism in Eukaryota, Fungi, Ascomycota, Sordariomycetes, Amphisphaeriales, Sporocadaceae.